AUGUUACCGGAGCCACUCGAGGAACUACUGCUGGAGCAACAUCCGGAUUGUAUUGUCGCAGACAUGUUUUUCCCAUGGGCAACUGAUUCGGCUCUCAAAUUCGGAAUUCCUAGACUCGUGUUUCAUGGAACUUGUUUCUUUUCCUUGUGUGCUACUAAGUGUUACUCUAUCUAUCAACCUUUCAGGAGUGUUUCUUCUGAUUCAGAACCUUUUGUUAUUUCUAAUCUUCCUGGUGAGAUUAAAAUAACAAGGUUGCAGACUGCACCUUUUGAAGACUGGAAGGAAUUAGAAGGGAUGGCUAAAUUAAUGCAUGAAGCAAAGGAUUCAGAAAUUAAGAGCUUUGGAGUAGUUGUUAACAGCUUCUAUGAACUUGAAAAUGUUUAUGCAGAUUAUUAUAGGAAUGUACUUGGAAGAAAAGCAUGGCAUAUUGGUCCUUUGCCUCUUUGGAAUAAAGAAGCUUCUAUUUCUAUUGAUCAACAUCAACAUGUGUGUUUAAAAUGGCUUGAUACGAUGAAAACAAACUCGGUUGUUUACGUUUGUCAUGGUAGUAUGGCACAUUUUUCUAACUCUCAGCUUAGAGAAAUUGCCAUGGGACUUGAGGCUUUGGAACAGAAAUUUAUUUGGGUGGUUAGAAAGAGCGAAGAAGACGGAGAAGAAUGGUUACCGGAACAAUUUGAGGAAAGAAAGGAAGGAAAUGGAAUGAUUUUAAGAGGUUGGGCACCACAAGUGAUGAUUCUUGAACAUGAAGCAAUUGGUGCAUUUGUGACUCAUUGUGGAUGGAAUUCAGUUUUAGAAGGAGCCAUUGCAGGUGUGCCUAUGGUUACAUGGCCUAUGGCUUCUGAGCAAUUUUACCGAAUUUUUAGAAAAAGUGAUGCAAAAGCAUAG
Molecule: messenger RNA, 885 nt
Organism: Vicia villosa (hairy vetch)
Lineage: Eukaryota; Viridiplantae; Streptophyta; Magnoliopsida; Fabales; Fabaceae
Product: scopoletin glucosyltransferase-like
Exons: 3
Coding region: 1-885 (294 amino acids)
Molecular function (GO): UDP-glycosyltransferase activity
Source: RefSeq, a predicted model, not a curated record